GCACGAAAAGGAGGAGAGGGUAGAGUCAGAACUUGGCAAUGGGAGAAGCAGAAAUUGUUGCAGCUGUUUUACAUAUCGCCCCUGAAUGCCCACAAAUGAGCUAGUUUUGAGAUGCUUUGUAGGGCUUGGCUGCUUUCCACGUGAACAGUUUUUUUAUCAAAAUUAAUAUUUUACAUUGAUCUUGCCUGUUAAUAUCUGCUGCCACGUUUGGACAAUGGUUGAUUGGAUGAUUUGCUCAUUUAGCUGCUUUGGGUGGCACUAUUCUGAAUACAAUUCAAAGCAUCAAAAGUGUGGAACAUGGCUCGAACAGCUGUUGGAUAUUUUGCUGGAUCUUUUGCGUCCAUAUACCGUAAUUCCUAUUACCGGCAAAGUCUGCAUGGUAUAGUCAUGGAAACUGAUGUUUAUCAUCUCUGCGGCAAAGAGGCGCUGCAGCUAGACACAACAGAGGAAAUCGAUGACACACUGCGGAAAUACUCUAUUCCAAACAAACUUCAAUAAUACCAAACGUCUUGAUGCAAAUAAUUCUUCUAUGGCUGCGUCUGAUUGUAAAAAGCAAGCAACUGCUGCAGCCUACUCCAACGAUCAUCAUGACUGCUCGGUGAUAUUCCUUCAUUCGUAUGAUGUGCACAGCUAUUUCCCCGAUGGAAUAUUUGUCACGCAAUAUUCAUCGCCCCAUAUGUUGUUAUACUUCUUACAUUC
This is a messenger RNA of Trichoderma atroviride IMI 206040, 699 nucleotides long. The record is from RefSeq and is a predicted model, not a curated record. NCBI's taxonomy places the organism in Eukaryota, Fungi, Ascomycota, Sordariomycetes, Hypocreales, Hypocreaceae.